Molecule: messenger RNA, 750 nt
Organism: Anisakis simplex (herring worm)
Lineage: Eukaryota; Metazoa; Nematoda; Chromadorea; Rhabditida; Anisakidae
Source: the annotation of a GenBank genome assembly
GUGCCAUUGGAAAUCCGUGUCACAGAGCGUGAUGGUGAUAAAUUGAUCUACAGUAGCGAUUACGGAAGUCCAAAUUCACCGAAUUAUGUGGAUAUCGUUGAUAAAUUCAAGAAAGGAUUAGGUGAACUGAUUAAAAAGACCACAUCAGGACCAUCGUUUGUAGCUGAUGAUGUAAAUUACAUCACUAAUCCUAAAAUUAAAAACAGCACAUGGGAUAAAGGAUUGCUGGUCAACGCAACCGCUGAUUUUAAGUCACCAGUCGACAAGUGUGAAUUCUGGAAAGAGCUCUCGGAACAAAUCAAAUCCUAUAGUAAUAAACUUGGAAGCAGCAAACUUACGGUUGCUUCGGAUAUAGAUCAGUUGGACCCAUGCAGAAAAGAAGAACACAAAGGUAAGGUGUGCGGCACAACAUACUGCCAACCAGAACUUGGUGAGGUUUGUAUUGCUGGUAAGGUGUGCGGCUGUCCAAAUGGACAGAAGAGAACUGGUCUUGAUAAACCAUGUAAACAGGUAGAAUCAUGGAAUUUGCCGUUGUGGGUGGCUCGUGAGGGCAACACGACGUUGAAAUACACGAAUGAUUUGGCAAAUCCACUGGAUGAAAUGCACAAAAAAUUAGUGAGCGGAUUCGAGAAGGGUAUUGCUGAGUCGUACGCAAAAACGCCACUCAAAGAUGGCUUCGUUGUUGCAGAAGUUAACGAUAUCGUUAAUCCAAAUACCAUCAAUAAGGCAAGUUUCGCUGAUAACGAUUAG